AAUCCCUCCUACAUCCUGGUUCCCACCCAUCCCUGUUCCCAUUUCUGUUCCAGACCCCAUGUCCAUCACCACCCCUGUUCCUGUCUCCAUGCCCAUUCCCAGUCCCAUUCCAGUCCCCAUGCCCAUUCCCAGUCCCAUUCCAGUCCCCAUCCCCACCCUCAUCCCCACCUUCAAGCCUCAUCCUUGCCCCGUCCCCAUCCCCCCCCUCCUGCUUCCAGCCCCAUUCCUGUUCCUGUCCCCGUCCCCAUCCCUAUCCACAUUCCCUAUCCCUCAUCCCUGUCCCCAUUCCCACCCCCGUUCCCAACUCCCGCGCCUCUUCAACACCCUGCUCUCCUCCAAUGCCGGUCCCUGUCCCCAUCCCCAUUCCCGUCCCCGUUCCUCCUGCAAGUGCCGCCCCAGGGCUUUCCCGGAAAGCAGCGGAGGAGUCGGGAUAUAAAACACGCCGGCGGCACUGGCACGGCGACUUUCGGUCUCGCCGCUGCAUCCCGAUGAGCCGCCGCUUACUCUCUGUCCUCGCUCUGCCAGUCGGGGCGGCAGUGGCCGCGGCCGCGGCAGGAUGCCAGCUCCUCUGCCAGGAAGCAGAGAUCCCAAGGGAGAAUAAGGCCACUGAGAAUGAGGCAACCAACAGCAGGUGGCGGCUGGGCCUCUGGCAGAAACGCCCCACAGGGAGUGGCAAGCCGUGCGACCUGACCGGCUGGUGGGAGAAUGAUCUGGGCUCCAAGAUGCACGUGCUCGAGGUUGACAGUGAGGGCAAUUUCUCUGGCGAGUACCACACCGCCGUGUCAAGCACUGACAAACCCAUCCAGCCAUCCCCCCUUGUUGGCUCCCAGCACCUGGACAAGGAUGGGCAGUGCACCUUCGGCUUCACUGUCAACUGGAAGAAGUUUUCAGAUUCCACAGCUGUCUUCGUGGGCCAGUGCUUCUCUGGGGACAAUGGGAACGAGGUCCUACAGACCUCUUGGCUGCUGCGGGAGAAGGUGGACUCCCUGCCCAGUGACUGGAAAGCCACCAGGACCGGCCACAACACCUUCAUUCGGACAGGCUGAAAGAAGGGAGAAGUCUCACUCUCACCAGGCCUGGCAGACCAGGAGCCCCUCAGCAGGAUCAGCAUCCCCCGAUGUUAUCAGCUCUGGAGAAAAAUGCUUCAAAAGUACCAUAUAACAUUAAAGAUUUUUCAUUUAAACCAAA
This is a messenger RNA of Pseudopipra pipra, 1188 nucleotides long. RefSeq names its product avidin-like. The record is from RefSeq and is a predicted model, not a curated record. The transcript has 5 exons. The coding region runs from base 339 to 1046 and encodes 235 amino acids. Gene Ontology annotation, molecular function: biotin binding. Lineage: Eukaryota; Metazoa; Chordata; Aves; Passeriformes; Pipridae.